CUGGAAUCGAUUCAAGGUGAGUUUUUUGGGGGUUUUUUCCAAUUUCUUGUACUUUGCACUAAAAACCAUAAAAUGUAUGGUUUUUUCUGAAAAUUAUGUGAUUGUAAAUAAAAAAUCGAGGGGUUUUUUCACGGUGUUUUAUUUUUGAUAUGAUAAUAAUAUAAUAAUUGAUAACUAAUCAUUUCUCUUGCAAUUUUUCCCCCAAUUUUUUCGGCCACCGCAAAAAUUGUUCGCUUUUUGUUUGUUUAACCUCUUGUUUCUUGGGUUUUUGCGCAAAAAUCGAAUUUUUCACUCAAUUUCUCGAAAAAUUUCCGCUAAAAAUCUUGGGGACUAGGUUUUGCAUAGUGUAAAACCUAGUCCCCGAGUAUUUUGUUUGAAAAUUUGAAUUUUUCGGUUUGAAAUUUUGUAAUUCAGCUAGAAAUCUGAUUUUUACAUGAAAAAUUCAAAUAUUUUCACUAAAAAUCGUAGGGACUAGGUUUUGCAUGGUGUAAAACCUAGUCCUCGAGUAUUUUGUUUGAAAUUUCGAGAUUUUUCGGUUGGAAACCUUGAAAUUCAGCUAGAAACCUGGUUUUCACAUGAAAAAUUCAAAAAUUUUCGCUAGAAAUCUCGAGGACUAGGUUUUGCAUGGUGUAAAACCUAGUCCCCCCUAUUUUGCAUGGAAAUUUGUGAUUUUUUAGCGAAUUUUCAGCCAAAAAUGCUCGAAAAGCUGAAAUCUCGUGCAAUUCGUUGGCUCGAAGACAAUCGUGGCCUUGUUAUCGUCGUUUUUUGCCUACCAGCCUCAUUUCUCUUCGAUCUAUUCAUCCGAUUUCGAAUCUUCCUCUCCCGAUCGAUUUUUUCUGCACAAAAAUCGUCGUCGCACGAACAUCGAGUCGAGGAAAUCCGAAAACGUGUGGAGACGUGGAAGAGUUUGCCGAAGUCGGAGCGGAAAUUGAUGUGUACGGCGAGACCGAAUUGGUUGAGCCUGUCGACGACGUUUUUCGAUAA
This is a messenger RNA of Caenorhabditis angaria, 984 nucleotides long. The record is from the annotation of a GenBank genome assembly. Lineage: Eukaryota; Metazoa; Nematoda; Chromadorea; Rhabditida; Rhabditidae.